CUUCUUCCUUCUUCGAUGCAGAGCCCUUUGCUCAGGAGAUCCUUGCUACCUUCGACCUCUCGAGGACUCCAGGAGCUGGUUAGCUUCCAACACGUAGUACAACCAUAUGGCCAAGAACGAUGUAGUUUUGUUAUUGAUGCAGCAAAUGAGGUGGUUGACAGUGUUGACAGAGAUGAGCUGGCAAAAAAUUUUACACUAAGAAGUGAUCCCGAUGAUGAAGAGGCAGAGAAAAUUAAAAAGAAGAUGGAGACAACCCGUGAUCAAUUAGCAGAGGCAUUGUACCAGAAAGGACUGGCACUAGCAGAGAUUGAAUCUUUGCAGGUUGGAAUAGUUAAUUUCUUUCGAAGUACUUUCAUGGUCAUCUAAGGUUAAUCUUCUGUUUCUAAAAUUUGGUAUAAAGUAUGUGAAAGUUACACGGCCAGAUUUUAUUUGAGUUGGUCAACCUCAGAUGGUUGUAUGUUUGGUUAUGUCAAGCUUACUUCUUUCAAGGAUGUUGAGCUUAAAAACUUAUGAGGAACUUUUUAUUUUCGUAG
Molecule: messenger RNA, 533 nt
Organism: Malus domestica (apple)
Lineage: Eukaryota; Viridiplantae; Streptophyta; Magnoliopsida; Rosales; Rosaceae
Source: RefSeq, a predicted model, not a curated record